Molecule: messenger RNA, 3429 nt
Organism: Aphanomyces astaci
Lineage: Eukaryota; Oomycota; Saprolegniomycetes; Saprolegniales; Verrucalvaceae
Exons: 6
Coding region: 29-3361 (1110 amino acids)
Biological process (GO): protein dephosphorylation
Cellular component (GO): protein phosphatase type 2A complex; cytoplasm
Molecular function (GO): protein binding; protein phosphatase regulator activity
Source: RefSeq, a predicted model, not a curated record
GAAAAAUCCUUCCAGUGUCAUUCUCCUCAUGUCGUCGUCGAGCGCCGAGUCGAAUGACGACGGCUUGGCGCGGUUGAGGAGUAUCGUCGGCGAAUCUUACUCCGACGACAAGUUGCGCUGGCUACUGCUCAAGGUGGGCGGGGAUGUUGGCCGCGCAGUAGAGUACUAUUAUGGCCACGGCGACUUGAAUGACGAUACGAUGGAUGACGCUGGACUCCCCGCCGACGCAGCAACGAUCGUCCCUCCCGCGACAAACCCUUCCUUGGAUCCUCAAGCGAUUGCGUCUCUCAAGGAUUUGCUGGAUAACAACGUAACGGAUGCAGAACUCCGCGAUCUGGUCACGAGAUCCCAUGGCGACCUGAGCGACGCCGUUGGUCUGUAUUUCCUCGACAAGACGCCAGGUCAAGACAACCCAUCCAAGUCCCCUGUCGUGUCGAUCACACCGCCGCCAACUCCAACAUUCUCCUCUCCCGACGGACCUCAUAAAGUGCUUCACACGAACGAAGAAUACGAGGUCGAACUCACGGACGGGGUGCUCAAGUGGACAAUCGGCAACGUGCUUGGUCGCAUCGUAGUCCAAGACGUUGUCGUCGGCGGGGCUGCGCACAAAGCCAACAUCCAGAAGGCCGACGUCCUCAUCGCGUGCUCGGGGCACGUGAUCAAAGAGACAAACGUCGCGCCCAUCGUCACGCGGCUGUCCAAAGAGGUGGUGAACGUUCCAGUGCUACUUCGCUUCCGCCGAGCCGACCACACACAUGGCCAUCACGACGACCGGAAACCCUCGGUGGACACUUCGGCCGUCCCCACUGAGCUGCUGCUGUCGUCGUCCCCUGUCGAGUAUGGCAUCCACAUCAUGGCCAGAGCGUUGGAAAGCAUGCGGCAAGCCGCCGCCGACAAGUACCCGUCGGACCUGCUACUGCUGCACUACACGUGGAGCCAAGGCAACGUGGCGGUGGCGAUGGACCAGCUCUUCCAUCCGGUGCCCCAUUUCCCCAACUUUGAUCAAGUCGUGGGGCACGAAUGGUACUCGACCGACGGCCACGUGAACAACCGCGCGCACCCGGAUUGGCCGCUGUACGACGCGUCGUUCCCCACGGGACCCAUGGGCAUCACAGUCGAAAACAUCCACGAACGCACAAUCAUCGUAAACGUCAAGGAUGGCACGUCGGCCGCGUACGCGAAUGUGUCCGUGGACAGCUGGCUCGUGGCCAUCAAUGGCGAGGGCGUGACGCAUCUGACUCACCGCGAGACACUGCACAGGAUCCACACCCUUCCGCGCCCGCUGCUUUUGACUUUUUGCGUGACGCCGGCGCCGUGGCUGCCCGCGUUGAAGCAGACGAUGGACGUGAACAUUCGCAUGGCGCAGUCGGCCAACCCGACCGAACGCCACGAGUUGGUCGUGUCGGACGACGACCGCACCAGCUUUGGCCGGUUUCAGCGCAAGUUGCUGUGGGUGCUUCAAGUGUUGCCGUCCAUCGCAUGUGAGAUUCUCCAUAUCGCUGCACUGAAUGCCACGUAUAAUGUCGUGCCAGCCGACCUGUUGUACACUGCCGACGUCGACGGCAUCGACACGACAGACGGCGCGGUGGCGCGGCGGGCGCUCAUGGCGAUGGUGCACGGGAUGGGCCUGCAUGCGGACAAGGGGGAGAGUGUCGUGUUGGACCUGGUGCGGGGCCUUGCGGUGCUGGCGCAGUGGUGUGCCCCCAACUCUGCGACAGAGUCACACCACCAGCACCUGUGGUGGGUGUUGCACUUGGUGCUCGAUGUGUUUGAGAACGGAUCGGUCAUGGAAAAGAGCACGACGUGGGACGCCAUCGUGGACAGCCUGAAAGCGCUCGGCGCGGCGCUGUCCCCGUCGGCCUUCUUGCGCACGUUUCCUCCACUCCUGGCGCGCCUGAGCCUGUACUCGAGCCCGAGUUCGCGCAUCAUCCCCCUGGCGCUGCUGCCUCUGACCUACGCUCGCGUACACGGGGACCUCCGCGUCCAGUUCCGCGGGUUGUUUGAGCGGCUCACGAUGGACGACGCGCCGUUGGUCCGUCGGGCGGCCGUGUUCGUUCUGCCGUCUCUGGCGCGAGUCGCUGGCCCCGACGCGAUCGCGUGGGUCGUCCAGUCGGCGGAGAAGCUGUCCGCCGACCACUCGGACCUCGUCCGGCUGUACGCCGUGCAAGCCGUGGCCGACCUGGGCGACGUCCUCUCGGGGCUGGACGACCCCGCGCGCCGACUCGUGCGGUGCCAGCUGCUGCCUCUCGUGAAUUCGUUCGUGACGGAUUCCGACUGGCAGAUCCGGCACCAGACGGUCGCAUUGGUCCCGACGCUGCUGCAUGUGCUUGGCCGCGAUUUUGCCGACGUGCUCGUGGAUCACUAUGUCGAGUUGGCCGGCGAUGCCAACAUGGAGGUGCGGAUUGCCGCCACCAGAAGCGCGUUCCCGAUCAGCGCCGCGCUCUCGUCGUCAGAGAAGGCGUUGGAUGAUGGCGAGGCGAUGCAUGCCAAGGUGGCUCUGUCGAUUUUGCCGGCGUUGUCGUCCUUAUCCCGGGACCCGUGCGCCAGCGUCCGGCGCGCGGUGGCGGCGUCGUUGGGCGCGGCGCUUGCCAUGUUAAGGGCGAGUCAAGGCGACGUGUUGGUCCCCAUGAUCCAGCAGCUGGUUGUAGACAAGGAUGUGGUGGUCGCGCAGACGGUUGUGGAGCAGCUGGCGACGGCGUCGGCGCACCUGCCAGACGAGUUGGAAGCGCUGGUGGUGGUCCAUGUGGACAAGCUGUCCAAGCAGCGGCCGUGGAGGUCGCGCCUGUUGGCGGCAGAGUGUGUGCGACACUGGACCGAGCACAAGACCCUGCCGCCAUCGCUCGUGGUGGUCGCCCUGAGUCUGCUGCAAGACACAGUGUCACAGGUACGACUGGGCGCCGUGCACGCGCUGGUGCAGGUGACCGCGCGGCACGGGCCCGACUGGUUUCAAGCCACCGGAGUGGGCCCCGUGCUGAGUUUGCUGGACCAGCCGUUCCAGCUGCGACUGACGGGGCUCGAAGCGUGUCGGGAGCUGGCUCAACGGAACCUGAUUCCGGACCCCGACGCCCUCUUUGAUCGAGUGGUGGAGGCCGCCACGGCUUCCAAGACGGGCAACAUCCGCGUGAAGGCGCUGGAUGUGCUGGUGGCGAUGGCCCCCCACUUGCCACCUUGCACAUGGGACACUGUACGACCGACAUUGCACGCGUCGUUUGGUAUGGAAGACGACAUCGAAGUGCAGUCGCGUCACGUGCACCUGCUCGCGUACGUUGGGAGUGCAGAUGAGGCUGACAUGGAACCAGGUUCUGCCGUGUGGACCGAACGGCUGCGUCUCGAAACGACGAGGAGUCCUCUGGGUUCUUGAAUCGUCUCACAUAAUGAAGGUGGAUGUGUUCCAUUAUCGUAACUUAGUAGUACUAGUAGUAGUACUAG